Messenger RNA from Rhincodon typus (whale shark), 7984 nucleotides. It is a transcript of the gene cep128, whose product is annotated as centrosomal protein of 128 kDa. NCBI's taxonomy places the organism in Eukaryota, Metazoa, Chordata, Chondrichthyes, Orectolobiformes, Rhincodontidae. The transcript has 22 exons. The record is from RefSeq and is a predicted model, not a curated record. Bases 152 to 3358 code for a protein of 1068 amino acids.
CCCAAGCCGGGGCGAAGGCGGACAUUUCAAGUUGCCAUAGACGCUUCAGCUUCCCCUCCCAGGGACUGAGGGCGGCUGCCGAUGUCCCGGGACGGACCGCCAAUGCGGGCGGGAUGGAUCUUUGCGGCGAGUUAAAGGAUGUAGCACCCUUAUGGCGGACUCAUCAAGUGAUUCAGACACGCACCUUCAUAACUUUUGCAGGCAGCGAGGACCAUUGAGGCGAGCAACUAAGGGAAGGAGCAGAAUGCACAAUACUGGUGAUGUGUCUGAAAAAAUAGAUGCAUUAGCAAGCACUUUACAGGAUACCAGUCGAGACCUAACGAAUGUUGAUCGGAUGCUUGGACGUUAUAGAGGCUAUUCCAAUGAGCAAAUGGAGACAGUGGCACAGCUACGAGAUGAUUUGGAACAAUCCAUUGAUGAGUUGCGAAGUCAGCGAUUGAGCAGACAAGCUGGACAUUCAAUUCCUUCUCUUCGCACAAGUGACCUUCAAGAUAACUCGGCAACAAACAGUCAUCGGUACCGUCCUACCUCACCUCUCAGGGACUCCGGGGUGUACCUAGGAAUGGAUCGCAGAAGGUCCAGAUCUGCAACUGUGAGAUUUGUAGAUGACCUGGAGCCAUUAAAUCACGUACAUACCUUGCACAGGUCACUACGAGAUCUAAGGAGCGACCAGUUACGCCUUGGACAGGAAUUUGAUGAGGAAGUAGCAAAACGGAAUAGGACCGAUGUGGAGACUCGAAAAGCUGUGAACUCUAUAUCAGAGAAACUCCGAGACAUGUCCGGGACAGAAACGAUUUCAGAGAGGGUUGAAAGACGCCUACAAGAAAUUGAAAAGGAAAUGAGAACUGAAAGACAAUUGGCAGAACGUCGUGAAGACCAGCUAGGACACAUGGCUGUACAACUGAAAGAGGAGUUGAGAAAACGCAAUGAUAAAGUUAAUGAAACGGAAGAAAUGAAGAAUAAACUUUCCAGAUCCGAAGAUGACAAGUCCCUGAUUGAACAAGAGCUUGAUCGUACUCGCCGGAAGUUGGAUCAAUCAGAAGGAAGCCGAGAGACACUCGCCCGUCAGAUAGAUGAUUUGCGCUCUCAACUGUUGAAGACUGAACAAGAACGAGCAACCUUGCAACACAGGAUUUUAGAAUCACAGCAGAGAAGUUAUCUACUUGAGGAGGAUAGCAGACUGAAUCAAGGAGUGGCUGGGAGGUCAGAGCAUGAAAAGCAGUUGUUGGAGAAGCAGAUUUUGGAGCUCCGAGCGCAGCUGAAUUGUAAUACUGUGCUUUCUGAGGUGGAAGAGCUGAAACGGUCCCUUGAGAGAAAAGACAAGGAGAAAUCUAAACUUUCUGCACGUAUUGAGGUUCUCAACUCUGAUCUAGAGAAAAGAGAGAAGCAGCAACUCAGGAUGUUGAACCAGCUCCAGGAAAUCCAGAACUGUUAUGAUGACUGUGUGCAAGAUCGUAAAUCUGCAGAUUUGGAGAUUGUGGAUCUAGCCCGCCAACUGAAGGAGUCUAGUGUGGAAGCUGACAGAUGCAGGGCUCAGUUGAAAGAAGUUGAACACCUUCGACUGGAGAGUGAAAAGAAGAAAGAUGAAUUGAAGAUAAAAGCUCAGGAGUCCAUCAGACAGUGGAAAAUCAAAUGCAGGAAGUUGGAACGUGAUUUGGAAAAGCAGAAGGAGAAUAUUAAUCAUUGGAUGGAGCAGCACAACCAGGCAUGUAAAGAGAAAGAAGCACUCCAGGGUCAGCAUUCUGUGGCCUUGCAUCAGAUAGAGAGCCUCCGUAAGGAACUCAACGAUGUCAUACUCAAACGGGCGCAGCAGGAGGAAGAUAUGCGACGGAAGGAUGUGGAGCUCAAUGAGUUGAAGUCAGAGUUGUUGGACUUGGAUGGAAAACUGCAUGACUCUAAGGAGUGUUUCAGCAAAUUAGAAGUUGACUUACAUGAGCAGUGUGUGUUGCACGUUCGGACCAAAGAGGAGAAACAGCACCUGGAGAAUGAGUUGAUGGCCUUAAAGAGGCAGAAUGAAAAGAGUCAGGAGAAGCUAUUAGAAACGCAGCGAAUGAUCUCUGAGCUAAGUGCCAUUCGAUCUGAGCUCAGUGAUAAACUAGCUCAGGAAGAGAUAUCCAGUAAAGAGAUUAGAAAGAGCAUCUCAGAAGCUCAGGCAAAACAGACGUUAGCCCAAGAGGAACUUGCUUCCCUGAACAGCCAAUUGAAGUCAGAGAGGGAUGCACACCAACAAGAACUUGCAGGCAUCAGAUUAGAGAUGCAGACCUUAAGAAAUAAACAUGAAAAGAAUAUGCAGGAAGCACUCAAAAAUUUCCAACAAGAGCGGGAUAAAUUAGAGAAUAACCUAAGUGAGUUAAAGGCUGAGCUGGCAAAUGACAAGAGUUUGGCAAAAGCACAACGACGCCAGGUGGAAAAGGUCAAAACAGAAUGUAACAAACUGACGGAAGAGCUACUUCAGGGUGAGGCGGAAAAUACCAAGCUCAGGAGGAAGUACCAUUUGCUGAAGCAAGAACUGGAAGAAAAGGGUAAGCUGGCUGUUAAUGGAGAAGAAUCUGUGAGACAGUUGGAGCAAGUGACAUUUCAACUUAACGAUCAAAUCAGAAGAGUCCAAACAGAGCAAGAGACAAUCCUUUGUUCUGUGGGAAAAGAAAUUGAUGCUGCGUGUGAUUUCCUCUCCAGGGAUCCUGGUGACAAGUUCAAAGCAAUAACGCUUACACAUGGAUUAGAAAACGAUCCCCAUCGCUGGCUGGCUGAAGUGAAGACCAAGCUACAGUGGCUAUGUGAAGAAGUGAAGGAACGAGAAGGACGAGAGCUCAAACUACGAUACCAUCUCCGACAGUGUCGUGGGCAGUUGAAGGAGCUCCUACAAGACAAGGAGUCAGAGAGCCAGCUUUUCAUAGAGCAAAUCACAAAACAAGAACAUCUCCUUGAGGAAAUACACAGGGAAAAAAGAGAAUUACUGCAAAAAGUAUGUCAGAAGGAUGAAGAGAUGAGAGCAUUGCAGGUACGAUAUGACGAUAGGAUUGCGGACUUAGAAAGUAGCACGCGGAUGGCUUUGGACCAUCUUGAAUCAGUGCCAGAGAGGUUGAGUAUCCUAGAUGGCAUCCAGGAUUUGGAGGAUUCCCAGCGUCACCGAGAGAUGAUAGAAGAAAGAUACUCCAAGUACAAAGAGAUAGUGACUUCCCUGCAGCAGCAGCUGCGAGAUUCAACAAGGAUGAUUCAAAAAUAUCAGCAGCAGACAACAGCAGCAGAUGCAGAAAUCUGCCUUCCAGAAAGGGAGAUGCAAGCCAAGGACGAGAGCUCAGCAGGGCUACUAAUGGAAGAAAGUCUCCUGCAGAAAAAGACAAGUAUUAGGCCAUAAAGUCCGAAUGACAUUGUGUGCUUUUCCAGCAGCUUUAGUGGAUGUCAAAUUUACCUUGUACUGAGCAGGGCGGCUGAGAGCAUUUACUGAAAUGUGUUCCCAUCCAUUAUGUGUGAGAUAGCAGCAGGCACUCCACUUUCCUUUAAAAACGGUCUUUUCAAUUUAUUUUCUUUGUAUUUACCAACACCAAAAGUGUGUGCUGUCAUUAAUAUUGGAAAGAGUACAAGUCAGUUUAUUAGGGAUUAUCAGUGAUGGGCAAUAAUUGCUGUCUCAGCCAGCGACUCCCACAUUCCAUGAAUGAAUAUUUUUUCUAAAGGCUGUAAAACCCUCCAUUUGCAUUAGUUCCAUCCUGUGCAGUUCAUGGAAGAGCAUGUUAGCUCAGUAAUGGCCAGAGGUUCUUGGUUUCAGACAUUCAACGUAUCUUUAAAAAUGAUCCCUUAGAGCAAUUUAAAAGCAGAGAUAAUCUGUUAGAAGGGUCUGUUCUGCAGCAUUAGAUCUAUCUUGUUCAUUGAAGAUAACAUAAGGAACUGGGCUGAGGUUCGAGGCUGGAAGAACAGAAUGAUGCCCCUUAUCUCUCUCUGUAUUUGCUCCUUUUUGUGAGGAGGGCCAUUAUUUUGACACUUUCCCUCAAUGAAGCAGCAAACUGGGACAUCUGCCAGCCUUGUGCGAAAGAGGUACCCUCCAUUCCUCUGCUGUUAUCCUGUUUGCUUUAAAGCAUUCGGUUUUACUAAAACAAAGAAAUUUCUAAAACUCUUCAAGUAAAUGAAAGUUUUGCUCAGGCAGAACCACAACUGACUAUAGGAGUGUCAGCCUAGGAACAUUUCCAAAUGCCCCACUCUUGUUUAUAUGUCAGAAGCCCACAGAGGAAGUUAUUUGUUAGAGCUCUAAUUUAACACAAACAGAAAUUGCUAGAAAAUCUCAGCAGGUCUGGCAGCAUUUGUGGAGAGAAAUUAGAGUUAACGUUCCUUGUUCUGAGGAUGGGUCACGUGACCCGAAACGUUUACCCUGAUUUCUUUCCACAGAUGCUGCCAGACCUGCUGAGAUUUUCCAGGAGUUUCUGUUUUUGUUUCAGAUUUCGAGCAUCUGCAGUUCUUUUGGGUUUUUUUCUCUAACAACAAUAUUGCAAUUCAUUGGGGUAACACCUCACAAAUGUACUUCUGUCCUCUCUUUCGAACCCUUCAAAAAUGAAAGGGUUUGGUUGCCAUUUUUGAAGCAAAAAUGAAUGCGAUGGUGGGAGCAGACGGGCAUACUAUCAGCCUGAUUUUCAUGAUGUUGUGGAGACAGCCUUGGAAGCAUGUGGGGCCUCGAAAAUGGGGAGAAAGCUUUGAUAAGACAGUUCCCUCAUGUAGCUGACUCGUGUCCUAGACUACUACACAAACACAAGUGGCUGGUAUGUUCUCCAUAGCCAUGCUGUGCUUCAACUCAGUAAUGCUCACCUCUCCUCCAACAAGUGCCUUCUCUUCAGAGAUUAUCCAUACAGCUCAAAAAUAAGAAAGUUGUGGUGAAACUUUUAUUUAAAAACUGCUUCAGCCUCAAUUAACAGCCACCAUGCUUUAGGAAGGAUGUGAAGGUGUUGGAGAGGAUUAAGAAGAGAUUUACAAGAAUUGUUACAAAGGUGAAGGACUUCAUUUGGAGGAGGUGGGACUGUUCGCCUGGAAGGUUGAGGGGUACUUUGAUAGAGGUGUCCCAAAUCAUAUGGCAUCUGGACAGAGAGUAGAUAGGGAGAAACUGUUUCUGUUAGCAGAAGAAUCAAGAUCCAGAGGACAUCAAAUUGGAAUGAUUGGUUAAAGAACCGAAGGCAAUAUGAAGAAAAAAAAACAUUCUUACACAGUGAGUGGUUAGAUCUGGAAUGCAUGCUGAGAUAGAACAUAGAACAGUACAGCACAGUACAGGCCCUUCGGCCCGCAAUGUUGUGCCGACCUAUUAUCCUACUAAGAUCAAACUACCCUGCAUACCCUACAUUAUACUAUCAUCCAUGCGCCUAGCGAAGAGUCAUUUAAAAGUCUCUAAAGUAUCUGACAAAUGAUGAUGAGCUCAGUGGAGCUAUGGGCUGCUGUUGGAGCAGGGGACCUCAUGCUCCAGCGACAGGGCCGUGAGCAGGCAAGGCUACUCUCUCAGCCCAAACCGCUACUUGCAGAAGAGCUUCCCUUCUGUUCUGAUAUACAAGAUUACCUCUGGACCUCUUGAUUUGUGUUUCUACAUCUCUGAGGGCACAUCCAGGAAGAUUGCACCACUGGGUUUUGCACUCGCAUGUUGGGUUCAGACUCCACAUGGACCUGCUAUCAGGGUCCAAAAGCCUGCAGUCAAAUCCAGCCCUUUAUUUAGCUUUGUAUUGUCUAAUAAGAUUAGGCAGAUGAGGGUCUGAAAAGGUUGAAUAAAUUAGGUGCACAAAAUUCAGUAUGGUCCUUAGCAGAGGUAAGAUCUUGUUCCUUCUCCUUAUCCUAUAAUCUUCCCAAUUGGUUCAACAAUGUGCUGUAAGUGCUAGAUUUUGGCCUUGCUAACUUAACCCAGCCACGUACAGCCCUCAUGAAUGAGCCUCAGUCAUUCUGCACAUCGCUGUGAAUUGCAGAAAUGUCAGUCACUUACAGCUUCAGGCUUUAUUAACCUCUUAGUCGAUCCUCACAUCAGUCGUUGGGUCGGACCUUAUUUUUGACGAUACUUGGAGAAGAGAGGCUCUGCUUCAGACUCGUAGGUAAAAAUCAUGGAGGCUGCAGUCAAUUUCAAAAGAUGAUGAACUUUGCAGUUCCUGGAACACCAAAGUCAUUAUGUUUACAGGAUUCCAUACAUCUCAGAAGGUGUAAUUCUGAUAUCCGUUUAGGUUUAUUUAGCUGUUUGGAGGAGACUGUAGCUGUCUCACUGCAUUAAGUACACAGAGUCUCUUCAGUCUCAUGUGGUUCUUCAGAAAUCUUGCACUUAAAUGCCCCAAUGGGGAAACAAACUAAAAGAUGCAGCAACUGGGGAGAAGGGUGUUCAGCUGCUGCAUGCACCAAAUGUCCGAAGAAAUUGGAGGAGAAUCAGUUUGAGUGAAGCAGCGUUUUUCACAACCCUGACAUUAAGGAAACAGGAUGUCUGGAGCUGGCCUACAGAGAUUGAGGCCACUCUUUGGUUUUCCAUUGAUCAUUAAAGUGCCUUGUACAAUACUGAAUUCGAAUGAUUGACUGACUUCUUUUAUACAAUCAUUGUCUUCCUAACACAAUAUCCUCAGGUAGGCAAACCAGAGAUAGUUUUUGUGACAUUUAGAAAUUUUUGCUAACCCAAUAGCUCAGGUGGAGCAUCAAUCAUUUAGUUCCAAAUCAGCUGGGUUGCCUAUUGUCAUAUAAUAUUGGAAGGCAAUAGCAAAAUAAGGUACACUGUUCUAUUUAAUGUAAACUGACAGUUGAUUGCUAAUUAAUGCAUUAUUCAUCCCAGCAAAGACUUUUCAAUAUAUUAAAUGAGUCAUACUGAUACUAUCAAGCAGUGAAACUCAGCUGGACAAGACUAGUAUCUAUCAUUUUCCAGGAUUUCCAGCUCCCAAUAGAUAAAAUGAUUAUCCAUUCUCACAGUAUUCAUAGUCACUCAAGAAAUUAACUAAUUUGCCAAAAACUCACUUCCUACUUCUAUUAAUUAGGCUUCCUUAUGGUACCGUACUUGCAUACAGUGUCUACAUGAUCAUUGAAGCCAAAAAAGCUCAAGAGGUAAUUCCUUUCCAAUGUUUCAUUUCACCGGCCUCAAUGAGUAUCUUGUGCACCAGUCCAAAAGUUUAGUAAUGCUUUACUCAAAGCAUUUUCUGAGGUAUCAUUGGGUUGUUGUUUCAAGUCCGUACUUUUUACAGUUCUGAUGGCCGUAGUAGUGCAAGUAUGGGAACAGAUUAUCCAACUUGUAUUUAGCCUCAUCUUGUGCCGCAAAUUGUUUAGACCUUCUGUGCUGGACCAGCAUUUUCCACACUCUAAUUCUGUGUGAGAUCCUAAUACAAGAUUGCUGGAAAGUGUUGCUGCUGAGCUCUGACUCCAAGGUCUGAAGAGAUAUUUGUUGCCAUUCUCUCUGGCAGUACCACAUUAUAGUGGCACAGGCGCAGAGCCAAGACAUAGAAUAUUCAGUGUGCUGGUCUUUCAUGUAUAUUCACCCUUCCAGUGAGUUGGAGAGCUGAGGGCUGAGCUGCCCAUUCUGGUAGACCAGGUGGACAUUAAUGACCCCUCUGACACAUUUUGAAGAGGAGAUAUUUCCAAGCCCUGGUCAGAAUUCAUCCCUCAACUAAUGCCUUAAAAAAAUAUAACAGCCUUAUGUCAUGGAGGUGGGCUGGUACAUCUUCACAGUUGUACUUUGCAUAAUCUUGUGUGAUUUGUGCUUUGAGAGAUCUUCAUGCGGUUAGACACCAUAUAGAUGUAAAAAUCUAUUUAUUUACCUACCACAUAACUUGCAUUUUACAUGACAAAGUAUUUAAAUUGAUCUUUGGUGCAGAAUUUGAAGAGUCAAGUGCACAGAAAUAUAACUGUUUUAUUUUCUGUCUUAAAUGAGUUGGACAUCCUGAUAUAAUUCUUCAUGGAUUUAUUUGGAUUGAGCUGUAAUAUGCCAGUCAGGUUAUUUACAGUGUAUUUGACUUGCCGUUUGAAUAAAAUCACUGUGCAGAUUGAUUUAGUGAUUGUUGGA